Messenger RNA from Populus euphratica (Euphrates poplar), 823 nucleotides. RefSeq lists its product as uncharacterized. The record is from RefSeq and is a predicted model, not a curated record. Lineage: Eukaryota; Viridiplantae; Streptophyta; Magnoliopsida; Malpighiales; Salicaceae. The transcript has a single exon. Bases 21 to 803 code for a protein of 260 amino acids.
CUAUACCAACAGUAAGAGAGAUGGCUGAAGAAAAGGGGGCCGGUUCUCAAGAUGCUCUAGCAGCUGCUCCAAUCAUGGUGCAGACAGAAAAUUCAAGCUUUAAUAUUGGUAUGGUUUUGGAUGAAAAAAACUAUGAUUUAUGGGCUCCUCUCAUUCAGAUCCAUAUUGCUGGAAGGAAGAAGAUGAGAUAUCUCCGUGGGUCGAUCAAGGCACCUCAUGAAGACGAUCCUAAAUAUGAUGACUGGUUCUCUGAAGAUCAAAAAAUCAAGAGUGGGCUUUUGUCUUCAAUGAAGCCUGAGAUUAUGAAACGGUACAUUCGGUUGUCUACAUCAAAGGAGAUUUGGGACUCCCUUAAAGCAGCUUACUUUGAUGAGAAUGACGAGGCUAGAAUUUAUUCAUUGAAUCAAAAGGCAUCACGUCUUCGUCAGAAUAGCCGACCUUUGGCAACCUAUUUUGGGGAGCUAACUGAGAUUUUCCAAGAAUUGGAUCACUUUAAUAGAGUAUCCAUGGAGUGUGAAAACGACAUCAAGAUAUUUCAGAAAUCCACUGAGAGACAACGAGUCUAUAUAUUUCUUGGUGGUCUUGAUGACAGGUUUGAUCAGGUACGUGGAGAAGUGCUACGGAAGGAUCCCCCACUUGGCCUUCAGGCUUCUUAUGCAUAUGUUCGUCGUGAAGCUGAUAGGAAGGAAGCAAUGAAGAUGGAGGUUGACAAGAGUGAACCUGCUGCCAUGGCAACAAAAACCCGUGGAUCAUCCUCUGGGUUGAACCGAGGAGGGUCACAAAACCGGCCAGGACAAACUUGACCUAGCCAGCCAAGCUGGGA